UUCUCUUUACACGAUAUGGUUCUGGAGCCAAACCUCUCAUUUCAGUCUGCCCCAGUGCCAACACAAUGCACAAGGUUUAAUUUCCGAACAUUUCGUUGGAUGCAGACAAUGAUUUUUGCCAUUGAGGAGAUUAACCGACAUGGAACCCUCCUCCCAAACAUUACAUUGGGAUACAAGAUUUAUGAUUCGUGCAGCACCCCUCACCAAGCACUGAAAGCUGCCCUGGAGCUAAUGGGCAGUAAAGAAGAGGCCCAUGGUUCAGCGGAGGUCAAAGGUUGUCAGGGGACUGUGCCUGUGGUGAUUGGAGAUGGAGGAUCCACCCAGUCUCUGGUCGUGGCCCGCUUCCUGGGUGUUUUCUCUGUGCCACAGGUGAGCUAUUUUUCAAGCUGUGCCUGCCUCAGUGACAAAAAGGAAUUUCCGGGUUUUUUGAGAACAAUGCCCAGUGAUUUUUUCCAGGUCGAUGCAUUGGCACAGUUGGUGAAGUAUUUUGGCUGGACCUGGGUGGGUCUUAUAGCGGGUGAUGACGCCUAUGGUCGUGGUGGGGCUAACAUUUUUGCCGAAGAGGUUCAUAAGUUAGGAGCAUGUAUUGCCCUACAUGAGAUCAUUCCUAAAAUCCACACAGAUGAGAAAAUUUCUGAUAUAAUUUCGAAUAUUCGCUCAUCAAGGGCCAAAGUAAUUCUGGUAUUUGCUGUUGAACAAGAUGCAGCAGCUUUAUUUGAUGGCGCACUCAGGGAAGGCCUUACUGGAAUACAAUGGCUGGCUAGUGAAGCAUGGAGCACAGCCGCUGUCUUGUCCACUCCUAAAAAAUAUCACCAAAUCCUUCAAGGUUCAAUGGGAUUUGCGAUAAGAAGAGCAGAGAUACCAGAACUGCAAAACUUUCUACUUCAGCUCGACCCAUCCAAAUCUGACUCCAGCACAAAUCCAUUUCUUAAUCCAUUUUGGGAAGAGGUAUUUCAGUGUCAUUUUGGAGAUAAAGGCCAAGAAAAUAUAACAGAAAGAAAACCUCCUUGUACUGGAACCGAGGAUUUAAAAAGUGUUAAAAAUAUUUACUCAGAUGUGUCGCAAUUGAGAAUUUCUUACAAUGUUUACAAAGCUGUCUAUGCAAUUGCUAAUGCACUAAAGGCUUUGCGAGACUGUGAGAAGGGUAAUGGACCAUUUGAUCAAAACACAUGUCCAGAUAUUAACAAGAUUGAAAAAUGGCAGCUUCUUCAUUACUUAAAACAAACAAACUACAUUACAAGAUUUGGAGAUGAAAUCAAGUUUGAUGAAAAUGGGGACCCUGCAGCAAUGUACGACUUGGUGAACUGGCAGCUCAAUUCCGAUGAAGAAAUGGAUUAUGUCACUAUAGGAAAGUUUGAUGAGACCACAAUCACUGGACAACUUCAGAUUAAGCAUGGCAGUAUUGUUUGGAAUGGAAACCAAACCCAUGUGCCCUUGUCAGUAUGCAGCAGCAUUUGUCCUCCCGGCACCCGCAAGGCAAUCAAACUCAACUUCCCUAUCUGCUGCCAUGAUUGUGUGGUUUGUACAGCUGGGGAGAUUAGCAAUCAGACUGAUGCCAUAGAGUGCGUCCGUUGCCUGCCCGAAUUCUGGUCCAAUGAUGAGAGAACAGACUGCAUUCCUAAACAAGUGGAGUUUCUAUCCUUUAGUGACACCAUGGGCAUCACAUUAACAGCCAUUUCGCUCUUUGGUUCACUGUGCACCUGCAUUGUGGUCUUAAUAUUCUCCUGGAACAGAAACACGCCGAUAGUUAAAGCCAAUAACUCUGAUUUGAGCUUCUUGCUGCUGCUCUCCCUGACCCUGUGCUUCCUGUGCUCUCUCACCUUCAUUGGAAAGCCGACUCAGUGGUCCUGUAUGCUGCGCCACACUGCGUUCGGCAUCACCUUUGUCCUUUGUAUCUCCUGCAUCUUGGGCAAGACCAUAGUAGUGCUGAUGGCAUUCAAGGCCACACUUCCGGGCAGCAACGUGAUCAAAUGGUUUGGUCAGGCAAAACAGAAGGCAAUCAUUGCUUCUUGUACUCUGGCCCAAGUGAUCAUUUGUACUGUGUGGCUGGUGGUGGCUCCCCCAAGCCCCCGCAGACUGAUGCCACGUGAGAGUGCCAUUGUGAUCCUCCUGUGUGAAGAGGGCUCUGCUGUGGGCUUCUCUCUGGUCCUGGGGUACAUCGGCCUAUUAGCCUGCAUCUGCCUGCUCUUAGCUUUUCUGGCACGAAAACUCCCUGGAAACUUCAAUGAGGCCCGUCUCAUCACUUUCAGUAUGCUCAUCUUCUGUGCUGUGUGGGUGGCCUUUGUGCCCGCCUACAUCAGCUCUCCUGGAAAGUAUGCCACAGUCACAGAGGUAUUUGCAAUACUGGCCUCUAGCUAUGGACUGCUGGGGUGUAUCUUUGCCCCCAAAUGUUACAUCAUUUUACUGAGACCAGAGAAGAACACCAAGAAGUAUUUAAUGUCCAAAGCCUCUGACAAAUUUUAA
Molecule: messenger RNA, 2463 nt
Organism: Boleophthalmus pectinirostris (great blue-spotted mudskipper)
Lineage: Eukaryota; Metazoa; Chordata; Actinopteri; Gobiiformes; Gobiidae
Product: extracellular calcium-sensing receptor-like
Exons: 10
Coding region: 16-2463 (815 amino acids)
Biological process (GO): G protein-coupled receptor signaling pathway
Cellular component (GO): membrane
Molecular function (GO): G protein-coupled receptor activity
Source: RefSeq, a predicted model, not a curated record